UUGACGUGUUUAUUUCACGUUGUUUAGCCGAUUCAUUUAUAUAUGCUUAUUCUUCCUCUCAUCACGAUCUCUACAAGUAGUCUGUUUCGUAGUAUAGUUUCGCUAAAUUAGUGAACAUGUUACACACAUAUUGCUUGGGUAUAUUGCUGCUCGUAGCGGGAUCGUUAGCCCUGUACGACCAACCCUCUGACGUGGUGGAACUAACAGACAAAAAUUUCGAUAGUCUAGUCACAAAUAAUGAUGAUGUGUGGCUGGUAGAAUUCUUCGCACCCUGGUGCGGCCACUGUAGGAACCUAGUACCUGAAUACCAGAAAACAGCCAAAGCUCUCAAGGGCAUUGUAAAAGUAGGAGCAGUUAAUGCAGAUGAGCACAAGAGUUUAGGAUCAAAAUUCGGAGUCUCGGGCUAUCCUACAAUCAAGAUCUUCAAGGGUCGCGAUCAUUCCCAAUACCAGGGUCAGAGAACUGCCAAUGCUAUGGUAGAAGCCGCACUCCAAGCAGCGAAAGAAAUGGCCUUUGCACGACUCGGCAAGAAAUCUGGAUCCGGAGACAAGUCGGACGUAAUAACGUUGACAGACAGCAACUUCAAGGAGCUCGUGCUCGACAGCGAGGACAUGUGGCUUGUAGAGUUCUACGCGCCGUGGUGCGGCCACUGCAAGAAUCUGGAACCACAUUGGGCCAAAGCUGCCACUGAGCUUAAAGGCAAGAUGAAAUUGGGCGCUCUGGACGCAACAGUGCACACGAGUAUGGCAUCUCGGUACCAAGUGCAGGGAUACCCCACGAUUAAGUUCUUCCCGGCUGGCAAGAAGAGCUCCGGCUCCGUCGAGGACUACAACGGCGGUCGCACUUCUACCGACAUCGUCAACUGGGCUCUGGACAAGUUAACGGAGAACGUGCCGCCACCGGAGAUUAUCCAGGUUGUAGAUGAAGAAACGAUGAAAGCGUGCGCAGAGAAGCCGCUUUGUGUGGUGUCCAUCCUGCCGCACAUCCUGGACUGCAACGCCGCAUGCCGCAACGACUACCUCACAAUGCUCACGAAACUUGGAGACAAGUACAAGAACAAGAUGUGGGGUUGGAUCUGGGCAGAGGCUGGAGCUCAAACGUCACUAGAAGAAGCUCUGGAGCUGGGCGGAUUCGGCUACCCUGCCAUGGCCGUAGUUAACGCCAAGAAACUCAAGUUCUCUACGCUGAGGGGUUCCUUCUCUGAAACUGGCAUCAAUGAGUUCCUUAGGGAUCUAUCAUUCGGCCGAGGCCGGACGGCUCCAGUCAAAGGCGCACAAAUGCCCAAGGUGUCUAAAACAGAGCCUUGGGACGGAAAAGACGGCGAAUUGCCCCCCGAAGAGGACAUUGACCUCUCGGACAUUGACCUCGAAAAGGACGAGUUAUAAGUGAGAAUGGAUUAAUUCCAGAAUUAGUGUGAACGAGGAGCGUGUAGAAAUAAAGUUACCGAGGCGUUUUUUGUUUCUUAAGACGCACUCAGUGAUUAUAAGCCACUAGAGAGAAUACAUCAGAACUGUGAUUGUUAUUAACGCAUUUUAUUGUGUAAAAUAACUUGCAAAUCGACAGUAACAUCCAAUCAGAACUCAUUAUUGAUACAUACUUAAGUCACUGGGUCUCUGGUGACAUUUUGGGCAACAUAACAUUACUUAAUACGAAUAAUGACACCAUGUACAACAAAUAUACAUAUUUACGUUCUCUCUGACUCGAAACUAUAUCUCUCAAUUUUAUUAGUGUAAGAAAAUGAGUACAGUUUUGGAAUUGAAAUU
This is a messenger RNA of Hyposmocoma kahamanoa, 1763 nucleotides long. RefSeq names its product protein disulfide-isomerase A6 homolog (gene CaBP1). The transcript has 8 exons. Gene Ontology annotation, biological process: response to endoplasmic reticulum stress. The coding region runs from base 117 to 1385 and encodes 422 amino acids. Lineage: Eukaryota; Metazoa; Arthropoda; Insecta; Lepidoptera; Cosmopterigidae. Gene Ontology annotation, cellular component: endoplasmic reticulum lumen. Gene Ontology annotation, molecular function: protein-disulfide reductase activity; protein disulfide isomerase activity. The record is from RefSeq and is a predicted model, not a curated record.